Messenger RNA from Penicillium salamii, 831 nucleotides. NCBI's taxonomy places the organism in Eukaryota, Fungi, Ascomycota, Eurotiomycetes, Eurotiales, Aspergillaceae. The record is from the annotation of a GenBank genome assembly.
AUGUCCAAGUGGUCAUGGUCAUCGACAGGCAAUGAAGUGGUGGCCGAAUAUGCCGAGAAGAUCAAGGGGCGUGUGUUCCUAAUCACAGGCCCAAGCGAUGGUGGAAUCGGUGCAGAAACAGCCCUUUGUCUAGCCUCUCAAUCCCCAUCGACUCUUAUCCUAGCCGGCCGGAACAAGGCUAAAAUCCAACCUGUCAUCGACAAGAUCACUCAGUUGAGCCCAGAUGUCAAAUCCAUUUUCGUCGAGCUCGAUCUGAGUAGCCAGACUUCGGUACGAUCCGCCGCUGCAGAAAUCAACGCACAGGUUGAGCAUAUCGACGUGCUAAUCAACAAUGCUGCGAUAAUGGCUUGUCCAUUCUCUCGGACCGAAGAUAACCUGGAAAUACAAUUUGGCACCAAUUUCAUCGGCCCAUUUCUUUUUACCGGCCUGUUACUGCCCAAGAUACGAGCUGCGGGGCCUGGGGCACGCAUUGUGAAUGUCAGCAGCUCAGCACAUCGGUUCGAGGGUAUAAGAUUCGAAGAUCUCGACUUCGGGGGUGGAUCUGGCUAUGACACUUGGAAAGCAUACGGCCAAUCGAAGACUGCGUUGAUUUUGAUGGCCAUUCAGAUCGCCAACAAAAUCCCCCGCAAGGAAGUUUCUGCGUUUUCGGUGCACCCUGGAAUUGUUGAUUACGAAGUCACCGACAGGAAAACUCUUCAGCAAGGCUGUUCUACUAGUUUGAUUGCGGCAUUAGAUCCUAGCCUAACAGGCGAGUCUCUCAGCAUGGCCGUUGCAUUAUGCGCGUUUCUAACUUUCUUUGUUGGAUUUAGAAUUUUCGGGCUCUUACCUUAG